Messenger RNA from Solea solea (common sole), 996 nucleotides. RefSeq names its product proteasome subunit alpha type-4-like. NCBI's taxonomy places the organism in Eukaryota, Metazoa, Chordata, Actinopteri, Pleuronectiformes, Soleidae. Gene Ontology annotation, biological process: ubiquitin-dependent protein catabolic process. The transcript has 9 exons. Gene Ontology annotation, cellular component: proteasome core complex; nucleus; proteasome core complex, alpha-subunit complex. The coding region runs from base 104 to 889 and encodes 261 amino acids. The record is from RefSeq and is a predicted model, not a curated record.
AGGCGCGCUUUAAUGACGUCACUACGCCUUCGGUUGAAGUCAUCAUAACGCGCCCUACAGAAAGCUCCUAAAGCGCAGCCAGCGUUAAUUGCCGUCUCCAAGAAUGUCUCGUCGAUAUGAUUCCAGAACAACCAUCUUCUCCCCUGAAGGGCGUCUGUACCAGGUUGAGUACGCCAUGGAAGCCAUUGGACAUGCUGGUAGCUGCCUGGGAAUUUUAGCCAACGAUGGAGUGCUGCUGGCUGCAGAGAGGAGGAACAUCCACAAGCUGCUGGAUGGAGUGUUUUUCUCUGAGAAAAUCUACAAGCUGAACGAAGACAUGGCAUGCAGUGUAGCAGGAAUCACAUCCGAUGCCAACGUACUGACCAACGAGCUUAGGCUUAUAGCUCAGAGGUAUCUGCUGCAGUACCAGGAACCAAUCCCCUGUGAGCAGCUGGUGACGGCGUUGUGUGACAUCAAACAGGCCUACACUCAGUUUGGAGGGAAGCGUCCAUUUGGAGUCUCGUUGCUCUACAUGGGCUGGGACAAACAUUAUGGUUUCCAGCUCUACCAGAGUGACCCAAGUGGAAACUACGGUGGCUGGAAAGCCACCUGCAUCGGGAACAACAGUGCUGCAGCCGUGUCUAUGCUGAAGCAGGACUUCAAGGAGGGAGAGAUGAAGCUGUCCUCUGCCCUCGCUCUCGCCGUUAAGGUUCUCAACAAAACCAUGGAUGUCAGCAAACUGUCCGCAGAGAAAGUGGAGAUCGCCACCCUGACCCGCGACAACGGCAAGACCUGCAUCAAAGUGCUGAAGCAGAAGGAAGUGGAGGAGCUGAUCAAGAAGCACGAGGCGGAGGAGGCCAAAGCAGAGAAAGACAAGAAGGAGAAGGAGCAGAAAGAGAAGGACAAGUAGUGACGCCUGUGUGUAAAAGUGAAUGAGCGCUUGUGUUUGUUAAGACUAUUAUUUCAGGUUCAUGUUUGUAUGUGAUGUUUAUUAAAAUAAAUCACAAUAAUAACUGA